Brachypodium distachyon (stiff brome) is the source of this 2098-nucleotide messenger RNA. RefSeq names its product cytochrome P450 94B3. The record is from RefSeq and is a predicted model, not a curated record. Gene Ontology annotation, molecular function: iron ion binding; monooxygenase activity; oxidoreductase activity, acting on paired donors, with incorporation or reduction of molecular oxygen. The transcript has a single exon. Bases 219 to 1793 code for a protein of 524 amino acids. NCBI's taxonomy places the organism in Eukaryota, Viridiplantae, Streptophyta, Magnoliopsida, Poales, Poaceae.
GGAAAUCAAUCAACAUUGCCACUCAUAAAUUGUUCAGGGCGACGUGAAGAGGAUGCAUGUCAAAGAAAGGUCAUAAGUAGUAGGUCACGGCGACGUGAAGAGGACAUAUGUCCUCUGUUUUCCGUUCUCCUUAUCUUUUGCGCGCCCACCUACGGUCCACAUAAAUAUUGGAGGCAAGCAAGCACACGAAUGGCCUGACACUCUAGAGGCCAGUAACCAUGGCAAUGGCAGCCUUUCUGUUGCUGCCGCUCUUCUUCUUCCUCGGCGCGGUCUUGGUGCUUCGUGCCCGGAGACCCCCGAGGCCUGACAAGAAGGCGGGGUGGAUGCAGCCGUACCCGCUGCUGGGCCACCUGCCGCAGUUCCUGGCGAACCGGCACCGGAUCCUGGACUGGAUGACCGAGGUGCUCGAGCUCGAGCCCACGUGCACGUUCCUGCUCCGCCGGCCGGGCGGCGUCCGGGGCGUGAUCACCGCGAACCCGGCCAACGUGGAGCACUUCCUGCGCGGCAGCUUCGACAACUACCCCAAGGGCGCGCGCUUCGCGUCCCUGCUCCACGACUUCCUCGGCCGGGGCAUCUUCAACGCCGACGGCGAGGCCUGGCGCGCGCAGCGGAAGGCCGCCAGCUACGAGUUCAACACGCGCUCGCUGCGCGCCUUCGUGGCGGAGACCGUGCACGGCGAGCUCCACGGGCGGCUCCUCCCGCUCCUGCGCCGCCGUGCCGCCAGCGCGAGCACGCUCGAUCUGCAGGACACGCUCGAGCGGUACGCGUUCGACAACAUCUGCCGCGUCGCCUUCGACCACGACCCACGCCAGCUCCCGGACGAGGACGCUCAAGAGGCGGAUCAUGAUCAUGGCACCGCGAGCAGCAGGUUCGCCGACGCCUUCCGCGACGCGAGCAACCUCAGCGCGGGGAGGUUCCGGUACGCCGUGCCGGGAUUCUGGAAGGUGAAGAGGGCUCUUAACCUUGGGUCGGAGCGGCGGCUGCGCGAGUCCGUCGCCAUGGUGCACGGCUUCGCGGACCGCAUCAUCGCGUCGCGGCGGGAGGAGCUGAGCACGGGCUGCGGCGACAAGCACGACCUGCUGUCCAGGCUCAUGGCGAGCGGCGAGGACGACGACCGGUACUACUACACCGAGGAGGCACUCCGCGACGUGGUGAUCAGCUUCCUCCUCGCGGGGCGGGAGACGACGUCCUCCGCGCUCACCUGGUUCUUCUGGCUGCUCUCCUCGCGCCCGGACGUGCGGCGCCGCAUCCGGGACGAGGUCGCCGCGGCGCGCGCGCGCCGUGCACACAGGAGCGAUGCCGCGGCCGCGGGUUUCGAUCUGGACGAGCUGCGAGAGAUGCACUACGUGCACGCGGCCAUCACGGAGUCGAUGCGGCUCUACCCGCCGGUGCCCGUGAACACGCUGCAGGCGCAGGCCGACGACGUGCUGCCGGACGGGACGGCGGUCGGGGCGGGGUGGUUCGUGGCGUACAACUCGUACGCGAUGGGGCGGAUGGAGUCCGUUUGGGGCGAGGACGCGCGGGAUUACCGGCCUGAGCGGUGGCUGGACCCGGCGGAUAAUAGGACGUUCCGGCCGGAGAGCCCGUUCCGGUACGUGGCGUUCCACGCGGGGCCGAGGCUCUGCCUCGGGAAGGAGAUGGCCUACAUCCAGAUGAAGUCUAUCGUGGCGUGCGUGCUGGAGGGAUUCGAGGUGGAGGUGGACGCCGCGUACCGGCCGCGGCAGGUCACGUCGCUGACGCUGCGCAUGGCCGACGGGCUCCCGGUCAUGGUGAAGGCUAGAGGGAAUAAAUAAUGGAGUGGAGGACCACGUGAAGAUAGACUGAGAAUAAGUGGCUGCUAUAUAUGCAUGAUGUGUCCCAGUCUCCCGGAUGGAUGGAUCAUCGAUACUGCAGUUUGCUAGCAUAAUUUUCUCAUUGAGAAAUGUACACCCAUAAUGCCAUACAGCACAACGUCUGUGACUAAUUCGCAGAUGGCAUAUCCGAUGCCAGAUAUAGGAAUCAAAAUGAUCCAUUUCUUAGCUAGGUAUCCGAUGCAGAUAUGGGAUUUUGCCGAACCAGGUGCCACACUUCACAUGCGCAAUUCAACGAUCUUUACGGA